AUGAUUCUAGGGCGGAAAUUGCGGGUUGAAUGGGAAGAGAUUCCGGAAAAUCGAGAAAAAUUGGCACUCAUCCGUCAGAAAAAUCGCUCGAACUCCACAGUACCACCGACACAAGACGAGAACUCGCCGAUACCGAAAGAGCAAAUCGAUAAUCAACUUGAAGACAAGAACAAACCCUAUGGAACAAUCGAGCUACAAGCGAGCAACAACGCAAACGACCGCAUCCUGAAUCCCAGCCAACAUCCGACGCUCAGCGACGGCAAACUGAAGCACCAACUACCGCCGGAAAUGACCAUGGUCAGCAACAAACCGCUGAAUCAGAUACACCGAAGGAGUAAGCUCGAAAAAUGGUUGCCGGGAAACGUUGGUCCAAAGGAACCGAAAAACUGCGGAAAGGCUCCAAAUAUCACGAGCGAAAGCGUGCACGAAGCCGCAAAAAGUGUUUCAUGUUCCCAGGACCCAAGCUGCGAUCGAAAUUUGCAACUGGCCGGAUCACCCCUAUCAUCUAUGCGCUACAACGGAUCCAAGCCUUCCCAAGCACUGGAAUGGCCUACCGUGUCUGGGACCCCGGAGGACUUUAAACAGCUAAACCACCAA
This is a messenger RNA of Mesorhabditis spiculigera, 597 nucleotides long. NCBI's taxonomy places the organism in Eukaryota, Metazoa, Nematoda, Chromadorea, Rhabditida, Rhabditidae. The record is from the annotation of a GenBank genome assembly.